Molecule: messenger RNA, 2883 nt
Organism: Suricata suricatta (meerkat)
Lineage: Eukaryota; Metazoa; Chordata; Mammalia; Carnivora; Herpestidae
Gene: PRKCG
Product: protein kinase C gamma
Exons: 18
Coding region: 1-2094 (697 amino acids)
Biological process (GO): protein phosphorylation
Molecular function (GO): ATP binding; zinc ion binding; diacylglycerol-dependent serine/threonine kinase activity
Source: RefSeq, a predicted model, not a curated record
AUGGCAGGCCUGGGCCCCGGCGGAGGCGAUUCAGAGGGGGGACCCCGGCCCCUGUUUUGCAGAAAGGGGGCUCUGAGGCAGAAGGUGGUCCACGAAGUCAAGAGCCACAAGUUCACCGCCCGCUUCUUCAAGCAGCCAACCUUCUGCAGCCACUGCACCGACUUCAUCUGGGGCAUUGGAAAACAGGGCCUGCAAUGUCAAGUUUGCAGCUUUGUGGUUCAUCGGCGAUGCCACGAAUUUGUGACCUUCGAGUGUCCAGGCGCUGGGAAGGGCCCCCAGACGGACGACCCCCGGAACAAGCACAAGUUCCGUCUGCACAGCUACAGCAGCCCCACCUUCUGCGACCACUGUGGCUCCCUUCUGUACGGGCUGGUGCACCAGGGCAUGAAAUGCUCCUGCUGCGAAAUGAACGUGCACCGCCGCUGUGUGCGCAGCGUGCCCUCUCUGUGCGGGGUGGACCACACGGAGCGCCGCGGGCGCCUGCAGCUGGAGAUCCGGGCGCCCACCGCAGAUGAGAUCCACGUCACAGUUGGCGAGGCCCGCAACCUCAUCCCAAUGGACCCCAAUGGUCUGUCUGACCCCUACGUGAAGCUGAAGCUUAUCCCAGACCCUCGGAAUUUGACAAAACAGAAGACCCGGACGGUGAAAGCCACGCUAAACCCCGUGUGGAAUGAGACCUUUGUGUUCAACCUGAAGCCAGGAGACGUGGAGCGCCGGCUCAGCGUGGAGGUGUGGGACUGGGACCGGACUUCCCGCAACGAUUUCAUGGGUGCCAUGUCCUUCGGGGUCUCGGAGCUGCUCAAGGCACCCGUGGAUGGCUGGUACAAGUUACUGAACCAGGAGGAGGGCGAGUAUUACAAUGUGCCGGUGGCGGAUGCUGACAACUGCAGCCUCCUCCAGAAGUUUGAGGCCUGUAACUACCCCCUGGAACUGUACGAGCGGGUGCGGAUGGGUCCCUCCUCCUCGCCCAUCCCCUCCCCAUCCCCUAGUCCCACGGACUCCAAGCGCUGUUUCUUUGGGACCAGCCCUGGACGUCUGCACAUCUCUGACUUCAGCUUCCUCAUGGUUCUAGGAAAAGGCAGCUUCGGGAAGGUGAUGCUGGCUGAGCGCAGGGGCUCUGACGAGCUCUACGCCAUCAAGAUCCUGAAGAAGGACGUGAUCGUCCAGGAUGACGACGUGGACUGCACCCUGGUGGAGAAGCGCGUGCUGGCCCUGGGGGGCCGAGGCCCCGGAGGCCGCCCCCACUUUCUCACCCAGCUGCACUCCACCUUCCAGACCCCGGAUCGCCUGUAUUUUGUGAUGGAGUAUGUCACCGGGGGCGACCUGAUGUACCACAUUCAGCAGUUGGGCAAGUUUAAAGAGCCCCAUGCAGCGUUCUACGCAGCGGAAAUCGCCAUCGGCCUCUUCUUCCUUCACAACCAGGGCAUCAUCUACCGGGACCUGAAACUAGACAACGUGAUGCUGGAUGCUGAAGGACACAUCAAAAUCACUGACUUUGGCAUGUGUAAGGAGAACGUCUUCCCCGGGACCACCACUCGCACCUUCUGUGGGACCCCAGACUACAUCGCCCCCGAGAUCAUCGCCUACCAACCCUAUGGGAAGUCUGUUGACUGGUGGUCCUUUGGGGUUCUGCUGUAUGAGAUGUUGGCAGGACAGCCCCCUUUUGAUGGGGAGGACGAGGAAGAGCUGUUCCAGGCCAUCAUGGAACAAACCGUCACUUACCCCAAGUCGCUUUCCCGGGAAGCUGUGGCCAUCUGCAAGGGGUUCCUAACUAAGCACCCAGCGAAACGCCUGGGCUCAGGGCCUGACGGGGAGCCCGCCAUCCGUGCACAUGGCUUCUUCCGUUGGAUGGACUGGGAGCGGCUGGAACGACUGGAGAUCGCGCCUCCGUUCAGACCCCGCCCGUGUGGACGCAGCGGAGAGAACUUCGACAAGUUCUUCACGCGGGCGGCGCCAGCGCUGACCCCCCCAGACCGCCUGGUUCUGGCCAGCAUUGACCAGGCCGAUUUCCAAGGCUUCACCUACGUGAACCCGGAUUUUGUGCACCCCGACGCCCGCAGCCCCGUCAGCCCGCCGCCGGUGCCAGUCAUGUAAUCUCACCUGCCACCACUAGGUGUCCCCAUCGCUCCCUCCCUACACCAGCCUUACCACCUCCCCACCCCCCCACCUCCUUCACCCCCUUUCCAGUUUAGAUCUUGCCCCGCAGAAUUCUGGCCUCUGCCCCGUGGGUGCUAGAUGCCCCUCCCAAGCAUUCCUGGCAUUCUAAACUCCAUACAGUGUCUAGAGCCUCACUGUGUUCUAGACUGCUGUGCUGAGCCCUGGACUCUCACCCACGUCAGUGUUCUGGACUCCGCUCUACCAGAAUCUCCAUCACUAUCCCAACUCCAUGGGGUUCUAGACGCCCUUUUGGUAGAAUCUGUGUCUCUCCUUUUUUUUUUUUUUUUUAAUUUCCUUUCUUCCUGGGAAAUAGACUCAUGGGGUGGGCUGUUCCAGACUUGGAUUCUAGAACAGACCUUCACCUCUGACCUCUACCCCACUCCCCACCAACGACGUCCACUCCAUCUGGAGUAAGCGGGAGGCUGUGCCCCCGUGAUCCAGUGCGCCUCUUCCACACUCUAGGGAUUCCUGGGAUGUAUGAAGAAUCCUUACCCCAGCUGUUCUCAGUCAGCUUUUGUUCUAGACCCCCACCCUAAACCCAUCACUGCUCGCCUGCCAGGUGCAUGGCUCCAGUCCUGCUCGGAACCUCCUCCACCUCGCCUCCCUCCCCGCUCCCGUGCCUGCUACUCUCCGGGACUCUCUCCUCCUCCCCCCUUACCCACUCCUCUCCUCUUUGGCUCUCUCACCCGGCCACAGCUGCUGGAGAAUAAAUUUGGGAUGCUGAUG